GCUAAGGCAGCGCAGCCCGCGAGAUCGGGGCGGCGGCGGCCGCUGAUUGAGGGAAACGUGAGCCGAGCCGAGCCGAGCCGAGCCGGGCCGCCUGCAUCACUGCAGUGCUCUCACUGCGGAAAGAGAGGGGGACGGAGCGAGGCGGCGCCGCGGGGGCUCGGCCGCGGGAGCGCAGGGAGGCGAUCGACCAGAAGCAAACGGCCCCGUCGCCUUCGGGCCGAGGCUUCCCCGCCAGCCCGCGCGUCUCCGGGCUUGUGCUCGCCGCAGAAGGGGAGGCGAAGCCGCCGCCGCCGCCGCGGCCUCGCUUGGGUACCAGUCGCAGCCGGGCGCAGCUUGGCAUCCCGCUCCGCCUCGGGGCCGCUAGGAGACCGGAGAGAGGACCCGCCGGCCGGGCGCUUUCCCCCCGCCGUCCCGGCCCCGAGGCGCAUCGGCUGAGCCGGAGGACGCGGCGCCCGCUCCCCGCGCACCUGCUCCUCGGCCGAACCGCUGGAGCGGCGCCAGCCUGCGGGGGGAGCCAGCCGCGGAGGAUGUCCGGGGCUCCCGGACAGCCGACAGGGAACCGGCGGAGGGCUCUGAAGGGCCAAGCCAGUUCCAAGUGAAGAAGGGGCAGCUCUCCCAGAGCAAAGCUGAGCAGGACCUGCCUCACCUGGGGGCCUUUUCCUGGGACCUGAUCUGCAGGAAAGAGCACCGAGAAAGCUGCACGUCAGAGCUCAGGAAUUUGCAAAACACAUUCUUGAGCAGUUAGGAUCUCCCCACACUUAAGCAGGAACCAAGGCGCGCAGGCCUCCCCCGGAGACUCCAAUCACAUUCCAUCCACUCCUCUGCAGCCGAGUGGGCUCAGCUACACUGGCAGGGCAGAAGAAACCACCAGCCAGCGCUCUCCCCCGCCUCCUUUCCUUGCUGCUCACCCAGCCAGCCGGUCAGCCAGCUGAGUCUCAUUCUGCCAGCCAAGCACCCUUCCUGGGAACUAGGCCCAACGGCCUGCUGCCAAGAGAGCGGGAUCCGCGGGCAUAAAAAGUCUGGUGUGGACAUCGCCCCUCGCCUUGCAACCUGUCUUGCCCAGAGAGCGUGGACGGCCCAGGCCGCAGCCGGCACGACGGUCGGAGCCAUUUUGGCAGUCCUGCUGCGGGAUGCAUCUCUGCCCUGCUGUCCCCCUCCAGCGCUGCCCCUUCAUGGUCCGCGCCCGCUUCAAAGCCUGGCUUGCCACAAGCCCCAUCUAGCCUCAUGCAGGAGACCUUUGGAGGACCCAGAGCCGCGGACAGGAAGGUGAAGAGCCUCCUCAUGUCAUGUCUGAAAGGGCAGCAGGUCAUCAUCAAAAUGGAGGCCAUGAAGAUCAUCCAUCCUGAAAAGUUCUCUGAGCUGCAGAGCUCCCAGUCACGCUAUGUGCCGGCCCCCCGCCGGGACCCUCCCCUGGUUGCCAAGCGGGCCUGGCCCUCAGAGUCCGAGAUCAUCGUUAACCAGGCCUGCGGUGACAUCCCAACCUUAGACCACAACCCAGGGUCUCUGGGGCUGUCGCGGACUCCGCCCCUGCCCCGGCGGGAGCGGCUGUAUCCAGGGCAGCGCAAGGGCAGCUCCGACCUCUGCUACCACCGCCAAGCCUCGGCCUCGGACGAGGUGAUCGUCAACCAGUACGUGCUACACCCCUCCACUCCGUCUGAGCCCCUGGAAUGUCCCACCUGCGGCCACACGUACAACUUCACCAACAAACGCCCGCGCAUCCUCUCCUGCCUGCAUUCAGUGUGCGAGGAAUGCCUGCAGAUCCUUUACGAGUCCUGCCCAAAGUACAAGUUCAUCUCCUGCCCCACGUGCAAGAGGGAGACGGUGCUCUUCACUGACUACGGGUUGGCUGCCCUGGCGGUCAACACCAGCAUCCUCAAUAGGCUGCCAGCCGAAGCACUCUCGGCCAACCAGGCCCAGUGGAGCAGCGAGACCGACCGCAGCUGCUAUCAGACCUUCCGCCAAUACUGUGGGGCUGCCUGCACCUGCCACGUCCGGAACCCGCUCUCUUCGUGCACCAUCAUGUAAGCUGUGUUUCCGCCCCUGCCCUACUCUGCCCACAGUCUCUCGCUGGCCUCGGCAGUGGGACUGCAUGAGGGAGAACAGGAUGGCUUCCACAGGUCCUGGGAGAUGCCAAGGCCGACCAGACUGGCCUUCCGGGAUCAGCAACUACCUGGCUGCAGACACACCUUGAGUUGGGAUGGCUGCUGCUUUGGGGAUGAAGUAAUCUUGGGGGUCACCCCUGGUCGGGACGGCUUCCUCCCAGGUAUGGCUGUUGGAAGAGCAACCAGGAAGGGCUAUGGAGAUCCGACCGCCCACUGCCGUCCCGUCCAUUCACCUCCCCUUCCUCUGUGCAUCCCGCGAGACCCUAAGCCACGCUUGGAUUGGAUCUUCAAGGGUCGGAUUUGAUCUCUUUCCUUUCAGCUCACGCUUAGUCCCAGCGGGUUCCAUUUGUCCAGAACGGGGCGGUUGUUGGGAGAAGACGAGCCAAGGCAGGACCCUGGAACACUACAGAAACGAUGCCAGGCGGGGCCUGUGCUGGAAAACAAGGCAGAUGCCGAUUUUAAAUUAUUUGCCAAAGUUUCUGAUUCUGUGGCCAAGCAUUGUAAAUUCACUCUGUGCUGCCAACUGAAGUGCAGUUGCAAACAGGAAUUCCUGAAGAAUCACCCUGUUUUCUUGAUGCAAAUUCUUAAGGGAAGCGGAAAACGAAUGUACAUUUUUAAUCCUCAUUUUGGAGGAUGCAUUCCUCAGCCCUGUUUCCGAAAUGCAUCUUGUUUGGGCCUUGCUGCUUAAUAAAAUGGACUGAGAGUGCAGCGAUCCUUGGGUUGCGUCUCCUGGGGCGAAGGGAAAGGUGCGUCUCUGCCAAUGGAAAGGGAAGCAGCCCCCUCCCCCCUCUGACACUGAAUCUCCUCUGAGGAAAAGGCAGGGGAACCUGACCUUUUCCUCCAUCGGGGGCAAUUCCAGGAGUGUGGGCCACUCCCCAACUGUAGCCAGGUCCUGAUAACUGUGUCUAGAGACCCCUCAGCCCGUGAAAAAGACCUUCCCAGCCGAAGGGGCAGAUAGAGGGCGGCCUGUGCAGUUUGAUCGCUGGAACGCCAUGUUAGUAUCAGGCUGGAGGGAAGAGAAUAGCCACUUCCUCUGGCGGAGGCUGGUCUUGGAGGAAGUAUCAGUCUUGCAAAACAUUCUGUGCCAAGUUAGAAAAAGAAAAAGCCAUAACUUGAUCCGAGUCCAACCGACACUCAAGGCCAGACUCAGAGAAAAGGGCAUUCCUUAGUGACCCCUCCCUUGAGGUUCAGCCCCACGUGCCUGUGGGUCCGGGAGAGCGGAGAUUUAAAUCUUCAGUUGCCCUGUGGGUCUUUCUAGAAGUAAACCAGGAAGCUGGCAUGACUGGCAGUGGAGCUCUAAGCGGCAUCCCUGGGUCACGCCAGGCUCAACAUCUGGAGAACCCACAGCACUAGGAGGCUGGGACUACAGCUGGGAGCAAGGCCUGGUUGGAGCCCAACAAAUCCUGACUCUUGCAAACAUCGGCCAAAGGGCAGAACCACCUUAGCCAGGCUUGUUUCGGCUUUGCUUCUGCAGAAGGGUGCAGGAAAGGGGGAGCCACGUCCCCUGGGAUGAGCGGAGGAGGGCAACGUUCCCCAGUGGCAGCCUGGGCAUUUCCCAUCCAACCCCCCAGGAACAUCUUGGCUCAGCAAAGGUCUGGCAUUGGCUUGGCCAAAGGCUCACAGCCGCUUGUCCCUCAGGUAAAUUGUCGAACUUUGGCCAAAGCCCAGAUCAACACGAGAGGGAAAGCAUCAACCCAGAAAACAAGAUGGCUGACAAAGAAGAUCCUGUUUUAUACACGGUGGUCUUGUUAACCCUCAGCCAAAUCUAAAUAAAGAAUGCUCCUGAACCAAAACAGACACGUCCUUUCCAUUCAUGUGUGUGCAUAUAGAGAGAGAA
This is a messenger RNA of Crotalus tigris (Tiger rattlesnake), 3939 nucleotides long. RefSeq names its product ring finger protein 208 (gene RNF208). Lineage: Eukaryota; Metazoa; Chordata; Lepidosauria; Squamata; Viperidae. Gene Ontology annotation, molecular function: ubiquitin protein ligase activity. The coding region runs from base 1225 to 2025 and encodes 266 amino acids. Gene Ontology annotation, biological process: protein ubiquitination. The transcript is spliced from 2 exons. The record is from RefSeq and is a predicted model, not a curated record.